AUGGAUAGAGCCAAGAAAGUAGUUAACGAAAAACAUGAACGCAUCUUGCUUGAAUUGACGAAACAACCAGGGAAUGAUUCCUGUGCCGAUUGUGGUGUUAAAGGGCCACGUUGGGCGUCUCAUAAUCUUGGCAUUUUCCUUUGUAUUCGCUGUGGUGGCUUACAUCGUAAAAUGGGGACUCAUAUUUCCAAAGUGAAAUCGAUAUCAUUAGACUCAUGGACACCGGAACAAAUAGAAAACAUGCGACAAUGGGGUAAUUUGAAAGCUAAUGCUAAAUGGAACCCACAUCCAGAAUUACACCCAGUGCCGUUUAAUACAUCCGAUAGUGAGAUGGAAAAAUACAUUCGUAAUAAAUAUGAAAAGCAAUCUUUUUGCAAUAAUUCGAAUAAGUCAGUUCAACACAGUCCGUCACCUGCGCCAACAACUCCACCUAAACGUAAAACCAUUGAUUCCUCUCCAAAAUAUGUGGAUCGAGGAAUUAAUGAUGCUGUGUUACGUCAACUUAAAGAUAUGGGUUUUACAGAUAUUGUUAAAAACAGAGAAGUUUUGUCUACAACAAACGGAGAUCUCAAUUCUGCAAUUGAAAUAUUAUGUCGUCUAUCUACUGGAAACUCAACCUCCAAUGAAUUGGUUCGUUCUUCCACGAAUUCAAGUACAUCUAACGACGAUAAAUUAGUCCAAUUAUGGAAUAUGGGAUUUCACGAUGAGGCAAAAAAUCGUGAUGCUCUUCGACGUACUGGUGGUAAUAUAGAGGUAGCUGCUGCAUUACUUAUUGAAUCCCGCACAUCUGUAGCAACAAACAAUACCAAUUCUAUUACUAAGCCUCAGUCAGAACAACGCAAACCACAGUUGACACAAAGUCAAUCACUUAUAGAUUCAACACCUUCACUACAAAAUUCGACACAAUCGCAAAAUCUUCAACAGCGACAGCCAUUACAACAACAACCAAAUAAAUUCGAUAAAAGUGCAAUCUUGUCACUAUAUAGCUCAUCUCAGCCAUCUUUAACAGGAGGACCUAAUAUACAUAACAGCACAUAUUUUACUACAUUAGGCACUGGUUUUACAUCUCAAAAUCAGGUUAGCCAAUUUGAAUCACAACAACCAAAUGCAUUUAGAACUAAUAUAGCAACAAUUAAUUCUCAUGAGAAUAUAAUGUUUAAUUCGGAACUUGGUGGUAUUCAAAGUUCAACAAUGAAUACUUUGAAUAAAAAAUAUAAUUAA
This is a messenger RNA of Dentiscutata heterogama, 1221 nucleotides long. The record is from the annotation of a GenBank genome assembly. Lineage: Eukaryota; Fungi; Glomeromycota; Glomeromycetes; Diversisporales; Gigasporaceae.